AUUUAUUCCGUGAACUCCAGUGUGACCUUCUGGUUGAGUGCUUCCUGUCAGAGUUAGCUCGUCGCGAACAUGUUGUUAAUGAAGCUUAGUACACCUCAGAGUCUGUUAUCACGGUAUGUUUGCUCUGUGUUCACCCGGACAGGUGUCCAGUCAGUGUUACCACAAGCACACACUGCAGGGCUCGGCCAGGUGUCACUGCUCCACACACACACCCCUCAGCUCAACUCCAACAGGACGUCGGUGGUGCGCUGUGGUCGGCAGAAGUAUGAGAGGCUGUACCCUGUGAUGCUGGUGCGACCUGAUGGAUCCACUGUCAACAUCAGAUACAAAGAACCCAAACGCAUCCUCAUGAUGCCGAUCAAUCUGUCCACUCUGUCUGAAGAGGAGCGUCGAGCUCGACAGAAGAAGAGAGGAGUGAAGAAGAUGACAAAACAGACAACAGUCCAAUUUGAAGACGACUUCCAAGCUGACAAAUACAGCCAGUUCUGGAAGAAGAAAUGAUUUACUGUAAUGCAUGACUGACGUGACACGAGGGCAAUGACCCUAAACAUCAGACUCUCACUUGAAGCUUCCAUUUGUCCAUGUACAGUCUGUUCUGAUUGGAAUUGUUUUCUUGGCAAAAGAAGUGAUUCCUCCAGAAGCCUGAAUUGUGGGACAAUGAAACCCAGACCAUUGACAUUUGAAUGGCAGGAUGACUGAUGAAGCGGGCGGAGCUCUUCCCUGCUAAAGCUGGAACCAGACACCCUGUUGACUUAAUAAACUGAUUUAAAGUUU
Messenger RNA from Epinephelus fuscoguttatus (brown-marbled grouper), 774 nucleotides. It is a transcript of the gene mrpl55, whose product is annotated as mitochondrial ribosomal protein L55. NCBI's taxonomy places the organism in Eukaryota, Metazoa, Chordata, Actinopteri, Perciformes, Serranidae. The record is from RefSeq and is a predicted model, not a curated record. Gene Ontology annotation, molecular function: structural constituent of ribosome. Gene Ontology annotation, biological process: translation. Gene Ontology annotation, cellular component: mitochondrial large ribosomal subunit. The transcript is spliced from 3 exons. The coding region runs from base 70 to 501 and encodes 143 amino acids.